GGCUGAGCCACGGCCGCCCGUCCCCACCGGCUGGGGUGCGAGGCUAGGACGGGGCUCGCCCGGUGCCCCCACGCUGUCUGGAGACCCCCAGCCCCCUCCUGCCGCUGGACAGCGCCGGCCCCCGACGUGCUGGUUAAUUGGAGGAGAAAGCGCCCGAUUGUCUGAGGGGCCUGAGGAGCGGGCGUGGGCGCGGGCAGAGCCGGGAAGGUGGCACCCUCGCCGGGCAGCUGCCACCGGACGCAGCCGCGGGGAUUACGUCAGCCGGGGCAGGGCGGGCUGGGGCCCUGCUCGGACAAUGCGGCUAUUGUGGGCCCGGGGAGGGCUGUAGGCGGGCGGAGGGGUGCGCGGGGGGCCGAGGGCGCCGUCCCCGCUCUGUCCCCUCGUGCUGGGAGGCCCCGCUCGGGCCCAGGGUGAGCCUGGGAACCCGCGGGAGAACCGGCCCGUCGUCCUCGAGAGGGGCGCGGGGGCGCAGGUCCCGCCCCGGAAGCCGCACUCAGGUGGGCCCGGGCUCUGCGGCCUCGGCAUGAGCUCCUGGUUUGGGGGGCCCGUGGGCCCCGACCCCCUCAUGGUGCUGCUGGUGGCCAUCCUGCUCGCCCGCUUCCUGCUCUGGUUCUGUCUCGGCACCUUCAUCGACUACAGGCUGGCCCAGAGGUUCCCCCACAAGCCCAAGGAGGACUAGUGGCCCCCGGCCCGGCCCGUGCUGGCCCGUGCUGGCCCGUGCUGGCCCGUGCCUGGCCCAUGCUGGCCGGCACCAGUGACCCAAACUGUCCCGCCGGAAGCUUCCUUCGCUCUUGAGUCUCAGUAGCGGGGUUUUUGGGAGCCUGCGGGGUGAGCUGAGGGGCCCCUGGGGCUGAGACCCCAGAGCCCAGUCUCAGCCCCCAGGGGCCACAGUGACCACUGGCUCACUGGCCUCCGCAGGACAUGCCCCGCCCCCCACCAGGGGCUCAGACGUACGAGACCCUGAGUCACAGCCCAGGUCACUCGGCCACGAGCAAACUGUCCCUCUCAGCUGGACCCGAGGUGCUGGGGGCCCCCCAUGGGAGGGGCAGGGCAGGGGUGGGGUGGGCAAGCCCUGUCCGCAGGAGCCACCCGGACCUCCGGGGAGAAGCCAGGGGCCCCUACGUGCUGUCAACCGCUGGGGGCCAUGCUCUUGGCCCCAGGGCCUCGCUGCACCCCAGGACGGGGCUCCUGGGGAGGGUUGUCAGGUUUCAACUUCUGGGGUCCUGCGCGUGGGGGAGGGACCCCCGCCCCCCUGUCCUGAAGCUGAGGGUCCGAGAACCUUUGGUGCUGGGCAGUGCGAGUCAGACCCUCCUGGCCCGGAAGCGGGGAGCAGGCGGCCCUCCGCGGAGCUGACCAGGGGGCGCGCCCCUCUGGAGCGGCAGGAGACGGGCUGCGGAGACCCCCUCCCACUGUGCGCGACAGAGACGGCUGCAGAGACCCCCUCCCACUGUGCGCGACAGAGACGGCUGCAGAGACCCCCUCCCACUGUGCGCGACAGAGACGGCUGCAGAGACCCCCUCCCACUGUGCGCGACAGAGACGGCUGCGGAGACCCCCUCCCACUGCAAGGUCCCACUUGCUUCCUGAACCAGCGCAGCUUUUAUUGCUCACAACGGACACAUCCAGCUGAGCCCUGGCCCCCCGAGGACAGGCACUGGGCACUGGGCACUGGGCACAGAGGCUGGCCAGCCCAGGCCGGCCACAGUCACCUUGGGCUGCCAGCAGCGUAUGUGUAAAUAACAGGUGACUCGGACAAGCUUCUCCUCCGCCCCUUUUCUUUUUUAUCUUGCGACCACAUGGCACCGCCAGGCUAUGGUAUCUCAGCUCGCUGGUGUCGGCCGGCACACUCCCCACACCUCUGGGCGAUGCCAGCAGCAGGCUGCACUGGUCUUCAUGGUGACAAAGAGGGUGCCGUUGCACCGGGCAUCUCAGCAAGUCGCAGGUGGGAAGAGGAGAGAGACAGAGACAGAGACAGAGAGCGCUAUGGAGAGACGUGGAUCAGAGACCCUUAGUUCUACCUGUCAUGGAGCAGAAUCAAACCACAUGUAUCUCCAGAUGCAGACGAGGCUGAGAAUUGGCAUCUUACACACGGGACAUGGGAGUUCCCACAGGCCUGUGCCGCGUGGUCGGUGCCUCGGAGAUGCAGCCGAAGCGACUCUGGAGGGAAAAACCCCUCGCCUUGAAGCUUCCACUGGUGAUGGUACUCAGUACAUCCCAUCAGUAACUCUGCAGGAGGGAAGUUACUGAUCACGCAUCGCUCGCGCGGACCAACACACUUAGACUGGGUCAGGGCAGGAGGGUGGGGGAGGGCGGCAGGGACGAGGCGUCUUAUCAACACCGGGUGGCUGGGAAAGAGGCCCAGGCCCACCACCUCUUCAGCGGGCUCUUCCUUUGAGUUACUUUUCCCCCGUCAUUUUGCUUUAACCGUUUUCAAGUGUACAAUUGAGUGAUACCGUGGAGGGAGGAAAUAUUCCAAUAAUAAAAGGCUCCCCGCCAGCCAAACCAAUCAAA
Messenger RNA from Sorex araneus (European shrew), 2510 nucleotides. It is a transcript of the gene SMIM38, whose product is annotated as small integral membrane protein 38. The transcript has 2 exons. Lineage: Eukaryota; Metazoa; Chordata; Mammalia; Eulipotyphla; Soricidae. The record is from RefSeq and is a predicted model, not a curated record. Bases 524 to 679 code for a protein of 51 amino acids.